AUGAAUCUCGGUCCAAUUCGGGAAACGGGAGAGUCGAGCUCCUCAUCGAAUUCUUCAACUACUUCUCUAAAUACGACACAACAUGCAAAUAACAGCAACAAUAACAACAGUAGUGGUGCUUUGAGUAAUAGUCUUCCAGAAAGGAACGAAGCAUGGUCUACCACGCUUCAGCAAACACAGACCAAUCAACAACAGCAGCAGUCCCUUUCCUCACCUUACCGAACUCAGCGAACAAAUAGCGGUAACUCGAAUUCCUCGUCACCUUUAAAUCUAUCUUCGGCAUCAUUCUAUCAAUCGAUGGAACCAGCGAGUAGUUUUAUUAGUAGUAACCCUCAAUCAAUGAUGUCUUUCACUACUCCUCAUAAAAAUUAUCCGUUUGAAGCCACAUCGGACUACAACAACAGCAAGAUGGAGACAAUUAAAGAUAAAUUAGGACAUCAUGAUGGAUGGCACACGUUGUGUGCUAACGUGUUGCCUCUAUUUAAUGGGGAAGGAUUGAAGAUGUAUAUCGAAGACUUAAAUGAAUUGUUAAGGGAGUGCAUAAGAGACAAUACACCUGAAUCACUAUACGGUAAUAUAAAUGAAUUAUUGGCGACUGGAAUGUCUACCUUAAAUAGCAAAUUACGCGAUGUUCCUGAUGAAAAACUUGUUUCGCGUCUUAAUGAACUUUGGUCAUUUUACUUUGGAACCGUGAUUCCUUAUUUUGAAGGUGUAUUUCUCCCAUUGCAAAUGCAAGCCAACAAUAAUACUACGAUAAACAUCGCCUCCCAUAAUACUAGUAACGGCAUGUUAUCAUCAACUAGCACAAUUGUAACAACUACUCCUACCAAUACAUUCACAACAACAUCAAACACAAGCAUUAAUGAAGAGUUUAGUGUAAGAAGAAUGGUUUUGAUGAGCUUUCGGGAUCAAGUUAUUUUACCGAUGGGCGAUCGCGUUGAUGACGCGUUCAACAAGCUAUUUCAUGAUUUUGACUCUGGUAUUCCAGUAGCAGAUACGGCUGCACGUAUGCUGCAAAUGACAUACAUUCUGUCUUCAAUCCUGUCGAAUGAUGAGAAGCAAAGCCAAAUGGACCGAAUAUUAGCCAAGCUAAAAAAUAAUUGGAAAUUAUUUAUGCGAAGAGAUCGUAGAGGCAGUGCUGUGACUACUCCCACUACACCAACACCCAAUGUUGCAGGAAUUAGUGGUACUGUAUCCGGCAUUGCAUUAUUUGCAUUCUUGCUACAAUCGGUAGUUUCAACAAAUCUAGCAUUACGAAAAGGAUUUUGUUCGAAAGAAGACCUUCAUCG
This is a messenger RNA of Ambispora leptoticha, 1289 nucleotides long. NCBI's taxonomy places the organism in Eukaryota, Fungi, Glomeromycota, Glomeromycetes, Archaeosporales, Ambisporaceae. The record is from the annotation of a GenBank genome assembly.